ACAAAAACCGCUUGUGGUGGUUAACAGUUUGAAAAAAAAAAUCUUAAGAUAUUGCUGCAUUUGUAAACACAUAGAUAUUUCAGGAUGGCAGUCAGACCUCUACAGCUGAGAUGUAAAACCAAAACGGGACAACACCUUCUUACUGGUCUAAACCUGACAUCACAGAUCAGUGAGCUGAAAGACAAGAUUGUCGAAGUCACCAAAAUCCCCAGGGGUGCCAUCACAAUCAGGCAGGGGUACCCUCCUAAAGUCAUAGACGUCAGUGACGACAAUAGCCCACUGUCCUCCCUACCAUUCAGGUCAGGGGAUACCCUUAUUGUGGAGGAAAAUCGGAAACAUCAGCAGGAACUCCAACAGCAACAAACAUGUGAAAUUGAUAAUGUUAUUCAGAAGCAGUCAAUUAACUCUAAAGGAAUUCUGAUGAGAAAGGUUGUGCCUGCAGAUAAUUCAUGUUUAUUUACUAGUAUAAAUGCUCUUAUGAAUAAGGGUGUUGUAGAUCUGUCAUGCUCAAAAGCCAUGAGAGAAAUCAUUGCCGGUGUGGUAAUGAGUGACCCUGUUAAUUUCUCAGAGGCUUUCCUUGGAAAGACCAACAAUGUUUAUUGUCACUGGAUCAUGAACCCCGAUUCCUGGGGUGGAGCCAUUGAAAUUUCUAUCCUAUCACAGUAUUUUAAUAUAGAGAUUGCUGUGGUAGACACACAGAGUUGUAGAAUAGACAGAUUUGGAGAGGACAAGCUGUACAAGGAUCGUAUAUUUGUAAUAUAUGACGGUAUUCACUAUGAUCCUUUAAUUAUGGAGCCACUAGACCCCAGCCUUUCUGUUCAGACAAUAUUUCCUACAAGUGAUGCCUCAGUUCUUGCUCAGGCAAUGGAGAUUGCAUCAGAAGCAAAAGCUUCUAGACAAUUUACAGAUGUAGGUAACUUCUCCAUAAAAUGUUUGGUGUGUCAGAAACUUCUUACUGGUCAAGGUGAGGCCCAGGCUCAUGCCAAGGCCACAGGGCAUAUCAAUUUUGGAGAAGUUUGAUGUUAUGUAGGAUUACUCAGUCAACUAACACACUGCAGGAAAUGAAUAUAAAACCGCAUUUACCAUCAUCAUGAUUAUACAUGUAUAUUGCUAUUUAUCUGUAGCUUGCUUGUCCAAGAUAAAUUUCAAGGGGGACUGACCAUCACAAAAUUCCAGUGGAAUACAGCUUUGCAGAUUCGGUUUCAAGUAGGAGGGUACUCGCACCAUAGAUGGACAUGCUAUAUUGUUCAUUGAGAAUUUUUCCCCUAUGUAUACAGAUGUAUUCUAAGUCACAAAGAUAUGCUUCACACAUUGUGCCAAUGAUUUCCACUAUAACAAUGAGAUGUCUGUAAGAGAAUGGUUUUAUGUACUUCUGCAUUUUGACACCCUGAAAUUUAAUUUCAUAUGUGUGUCAAAUAAUUAUAAUGUGAACACAUGUGAUAUUUGCUUUUGUAUAUUUUAUAUUACCAGAUGAUGGAGCCAAUGCUGUUCACAAUAAUAUACAAAAUGGCCAGCUUAUUUUUACUUUAGUCUACCUCAGAUACUUCACAAGUUUUAAGUUAAAUGAAUAAAAGCAAGCACAAAGGA
Messenger RNA from Saccostrea echinata, 1587 nucleotides. Its product is annotated as ubiquitin thioesterase OTU1-like. NCBI's taxonomy places the organism in Eukaryota, Metazoa, Mollusca, Bivalvia, Ostreida, Ostreidae. The coding region runs from base 85 to 1020 and encodes 311 amino acids. Gene Ontology annotation, cellular component: cytosol; nucleus. Gene Ontology annotation, molecular function: cysteine-type deubiquitinase activity. The record is from RefSeq and is a predicted model, not a curated record. The transcript has 2 exons. Gene Ontology annotation, biological process: protein deubiquitination; endoplasmic reticulum unfolded protein response.